Molecule: messenger RNA, 3058 nt
Organism: Ahaetulla prasina
Lineage: Eukaryota; Metazoa; Chordata; Lepidosauria; Squamata; Colubridae
Gene: GDAP1
Product: ganglioside induced differentiation associated protein 1
Exons: 6
Coding region: 31-1107 (358 amino acids)
Biological process (GO): mitochondrial fusion; mitochondrial fission
Cellular component (GO): mitochondrial outer membrane
Source: RefSeq, a predicted model, not a curated record
CAGUGAAUUGAGCAGGAAGAAAAACGUGAAAUGGCAGAAGAAAAGGAGGACCAGAUGGCCGACAAAGCACCCCCAGCUGAAGUGGAGGUCAAGACAGAGGCUAAACUCAUCCUCUAUCACUGGACACAGUCCUUCAGUUCCCAAAAGGUACGACUGGUGAUUGCUGAAAAGGGGUUGAAAUGUGAAGAGCAUGAUGUAAGCCUUCCAUUGAGUGAACAUAACGAACCUUGGUUUAUGCGUUUAAAUGCCUCAGGAGAAGUCCCUGUGCUCAUUCACAAAGAGAACAUAAUUUGUGAUGCAACUCAGAUUAUUGACUACCUUGAAGAUACUUUUGUGAAUGAAAAGACUCCAAAACUAAUGCCAGAAGAAGGAAGUAUGUAUUAUCCAAGGGUUCAACACUACAGAGAACUCCUAGAUUCCUUGCCUAUGGAUGCAUACACACAUGGUUGCAUUUUACAUCCUGAAUUAGCAGUAGACUCCAUGAUUCCUGCAUAUGCCACAACCAGAAUUCGUAGCCAAAUAGGUAAUACUGAAUCUGAAUUAAAAAAACUCGCUGAAGAAAACCCAGAUCUGCAAGAUGCAUAUAUAGCAAAGCAGAAACGACUCAAAUCUAAAUUGAUGGACCAUGAUAACAUAAAGUACUUACAGAAAAUACUAGAUGAGUUGGAAAAAGUUUUGGAUCAGGUUGAAACUGAGUUGCAAAGAAGAAAUGAAGAAACACCAGAAAAUGGACAUCAGCCUUGGCUCUGUGGAGAAUUCUUUAGCUUGGCUGACGUAUCCCUUGCUGUAACACUCCAUCGUCUGAAGUUCAUUGGACUAGCAAGGAGAAGUUGGGGAAAUGGAAAGCGGCCUAACUUGGAAGCCUAUUAUGAGCGUGUCUUGAAGAGACAACCAUUUCAUAAGGUUUUGGGACAUGUCAACAACAUACUAAUCUCAGCAGUUCUUCCAACAGCAUUUCGAGUAGCGAAGAAGAGGGCACCCAAAGUUUUUGGCACAACUCUCCUGGCUGGCUUUUUAGCAGGAAUAGCAUAUUUUGCAUUUAUGUGUGCUCGGAAGAGGUUUGCUAACUUGCUAUUAUCAAUAAGAGGAAGGCAGAGUUAUCUGUAGGUGCUUCCUUGCUAGAUUGGGAUCAUAGUACUUUAUUUUCCAAAGAGGUUGAUUUGAAGAAUAAUGGUCCAAAAUAUUGUCUUCUAUUAUUAGGCCUUUUUCUGACUGUAGAAAUACAUUAGUAACGUAAAGAAAUCUUGCAAAUUUAAGGGAAAAAACACGAUUAAUUUCAAACAUCUUGCUAUGCUAUUAUAUGUUCAAUAUUAUAAGUUCAAUAUGAUUUGGAUUUAGUGUAACAUCCAUCAAGCCAUUAUGGAUCAUAAACUAUUGUUGAUGGGUUCCCUGUUGUAAGCAAUGUUUCAGUAACCUAUGGGUAAAAAACCCCACGGUUAACUCAAUGUGUGAAACAGCCAGUAGGUUGUUUGUGGAACUGUGGAAGCAUAUUUUUGUUCCCUCUUGCUCCGUGCUGCCUUUAUUUUUUCUUUUUUAUAAUGUCUUUAUUAAUUUUCAACAUCAAACUUUAAAAUACAAAUUAAUAGAAAAGGGAAAGGGAAUUAAAUUAAAAUUAAAAGUGACAAAAAUAUAUCAAACAAAUUUGUAACAAAAAUGAGCUCUUUCUUUCUUUUGAUACAGCAAUAACAAUAGAACCACCCCUUUCUUAGUUUAAACAAAUAGCACCAAUAUACAAAACACAUUAAAAUACUAAUAAUCAAUUUACUAAAAUCUCCAAUAUGCAUAAAAUAUUAUUCUCUUAAUUUUAUCUAAGAAGUAGUAAAUUAUUAAAUACAAAUCUCUAUGUUUAAAAAGCUGAAAUAUUUCUCUAGUUGAAUCCAGUCUCAUCUUCAGAUCUCAAAGUCAAAAGUUGAUUUUCCUCCUUAUUGUAUAAGAAAUCUAACAAUGGACUCCAAGUCAUAAAAAAUCUAGUCAAAUCAUACUGCCUUUCUUUACCUACAGAAGAAUUUAUCUGGAGAACAGGUCUAGGCCUCUGAGCAGGAUAGGAUGAAGGAUGCAGAGCAGGGGUGAAAUGCUCCCGGUUCUGACCGAAUCUCGCGAUCCGGUAGCAAUCCUGGCCGGUGGUUCGGCGAUCCGGUAGCAAUCGCCGAACCACCGGCCACACCUGCUGCCCGGGUGUCAUUACUUCCUGGUUUUAAUGUGUUUUUUACCUUCUGCGCAUGCGCAGCUCUGCACGCGCAUGUGAUGUGUGUGGGCAGCAUGUGGACUUCCGAGCCGGUAAAGAAGAUAAGUCGAUUUCACCCCUGAUGCAGAGUUGUGGGUUAAAGCUGGAUUUAUCUGAAACUGGAUAGAUGGAGUUUUCUUAAAUUUAAUUCUGUGCAGAGCCCUUCAUGUAAUUUUGAUUAACUUCCUCCCCUUCACAUCAUUCUGGAUAUUAUCUCAUUAUGUUAAGGUGAGUCCCUAGCCCUUCAUUUUUCCUAAACAUUAUCUAUCUAUCUAUCUAUCUAUCUAUCUAUCUAUCUAUCUAUCUAUCUAUCUAUCUAUCUAUCUAUCUAUCUAUCUAUUUUCCAUCUUACCAAUAAGCCAACUCUAAGCGACUUACAAAUGAUAAAAAAGAUAAAUACAGAAACAAUUACAAUUUAAAAAGCCACAAAAAGUCAUGUCAUUUAUUAAAGUCACAAUUAUAAGUCAUUGUAUCUUACCAGUGAAUUUGUUUGUAAACAAUGGAAGUUUAUAUCUGUCAUUUUAAUAGAAUGUUGUACUGUGAUUGGCUUAUAAAGCUUAUUAAAUGUUGGCUGACACAAUGGCACAUGCUUCAAUUACAGCCUUAAAAAGAUAUGACUAGAUAGAUAGCAGAUAGCAUUCCAAGGCAUAAAUUAAAGUUAUGCCUAUCAGACUUUCUUGAUUGUGUGAUUUGGAAACAUUUAUGCACAUUAGUGAUCUAUAAUCCAUUCAUUUAGAAGCAGUGGGCAUUUUAUACUGGAUUUUGUGCAGAUAAUAUAUGGGUAAUUGUUUUUUUUCUUAAUGUAAACCUGUUUCGUGCUAGUGUAUUAAUGCA